This is a messenger RNA of Tarenaya hassleriana, 820 nucleotides long. RefSeq lists its product as uncharacterized. Bases 229 to 582 code for a protein of 117 amino acids. NCBI's taxonomy places the organism in Eukaryota, Viridiplantae, Streptophyta, Magnoliopsida, Brassicales, Cleomaceae. The transcript is spliced from 2 exons. The record is from RefSeq and is a predicted model, not a curated record.
UGAUUGAAGACAAAAAAAGUUCAAAAGAGAGAAAACAAAGCAAACCAAAGGUCGUGAAUUACUCGCUGUGUUCACGCAAGCUCCAUGGGGAAGAAUCGGAAUCGGGCAUCAUCUCGCCGCCGGUGAUGCGCCGUAUUUCGACGCCGGAGGACAGAUUGCAUCAGUUUUCGGAGAGAUUUGUGCGAAGCAGGAGGAGGUUUGUCGCAGUCUUUAUUUUUCCCGGAGGCGAUGUCGCUGAGGAUUAAAGCGGUGGUGGAUAAGUUCGUGGAGGAGCUGAAGGAAGCUCUCGACGCCGAUAUUCAGGAUCGAAUCAUGAAGGAGAGGGAGAUGCAGAGUUACAUCGAGGAGCGUGAGCGCGAAGUCGCCGAGAGAGAAGCCGCCUGGAAAGCCGAGCUCUCCCGACGCGAGGCUGAGAUUGCGAGACAGGAGGCGAGGUUGAAGAUGGAGAGGGAGAACCUCGAGAAGGAGAAGAGUGUUCUCAUGGGAACGGCGUCGAAUCAGGACAAUCAAGAUGGAGCUCUGGAAAUCACUGUGAGUGGUGAGAAGUAUCGGUGCCUUAGGUUCUCCAAGGCUAAGAAAUGAAGCUUUAGGGGCGUAACCAUAAAACAGUUUUUCACAUUUCCUUCUCCACAUUGGGAACUUACCGAUGAAAAGAACAAUUUAAGCUCGUAUUCGUUAUGCCUUGUCUCUAUGAUGUGAUUCAAUGGAAGAAAAAGUAUGUUCCUUUUUUCCGAAAAACCGAGUUCUUGUGAGUGUUCAUGAUGUUUGUAGUUUGUUGUCUUCUUUGUUUGAUCAAACGAGGAAUGCUGUUUCGUAUGCA